AUGGCAGAACCCAAGCCGACACCGGCCACACCGGCACUGCCUGCACCGACUCGGAACUCCGCCAUCGACGAGAGCGACUCCGAUGACGGACCUCGGGACGUGGAGAUUGAACUGGAGCUGCCACAGUACAAAAUCGACGAGCUACUGGCGCAGCUUCAAGAUGAAGCCUCCAGCCUCAAGGCGGAGUUCCCGCUGGCGCACGUGGCUGCUGUGUCAGGUUCCAGGCACAGACCUCCCACGAAACAAUUGCCAUCCGCCGUUUCACAGGCUUUUGGUGACUCCGCCGCGCUUAGAAAUGCUGACCAGUGGGAUCCCUUGACGAAGCUUGCACAGUUCAAGCACCUCCAGUCCCGAUAUGCAGCAGUCAAGGAACAGAUGGAGCGAGCGGAGAGUACGAAGCGAAUUUUGCAGCAGGUCCCGUGUGCAGGUGCAUCGACUCCAGUGCAGGAGCCAGGCACAGUGCCAGAACUCACACCACCGGAGUUCCCACCUCCCGGAGGGCUGCCUUUUCCUUACUGUGGCGUCCCAGGUGUGCUGUCACCCCGAGCGAAGCCGCCUCCAGAGCCAAGCAAGGACUUCACAGAUGGGGAUUGGGCCUACGAGGCUGUGAAGGAGAUCAUCCGAGAAGAAGGUCCAUCCGUUCAUACCCGCAUGACCAAAGAGGAAGUCAUGCUUGCGAAGGACGGCAUGGACAUGACGCUGAAUCAUCUUAGGACUACAGGCUCGCGGAUGGUGAAUGAAGUGCGUGAGCUGGAGAGGAAGAUGGAUGAAGCAGAGAACUUGGCUGAGGUAAAAUUCUUGGCUCAGAAUGAGCCAGAACUCCAGGACGAGUUGGUGAGGCAGCAGCGCUUGAUCCACGAGCAGCAAAGGCUAGCAGAUGAGGCUCGGCUGGAGCUGGAGCUAGAGAAGGAGAGAGCCUUCUGGAACAGGAGAGACAAGAUCUUGCAGCCGGAGGAAGUUGAUGACUUCAAACUGGAGGGUGAUCCUAUUCCGUAUCCCGCUGCCGAAGAUGAGCUCAUCGCCGCUUCCCGGGUCACCUCAAACCGGUACCCGGCAAUGCGCCACAUGAUGCCCGAACUUGCACCCGAGGGUGCAGGUCCUAUGUCGCGGUAUCGGCUCGAGCUGCCUGCAUCACGGGAGUAUCACGGCCGAGUGGCAUAUCAGGCAGCAGAGCUUGGUUGGCCAUCUCCAGCCGAAGCUCUGGCCAUCGAAAACCUGGACUCGCCCAAGCACAGGUCCGCUUUGACCGGCCCUGAGCGAACUGAGCGAAGUCCAAUCCGAGAGCCAGAGCCCGGACCCUCACCGCGCUCCCCAGGCUCCCCGAUCCCUCCGGCAGGCGGAUUCUUCGCGGGAUAUCGGGAUCGUGGAUUCGAGACACGUGGGGGUUCCCAACCUCAACUUGACGAUGCUGACGAGCUUGAUGAUCCUGUCUGGGAGGCAGUUGACGUACGAGGAAGGCCUUUGGCACCACAGGUAGGGAAACCGUGGCAGCCGCCCGCGAUUGCCGCCUUUUCCGGAUUUGAUACGCGAGACACCCAGCACUCCCCUGCUCUGGAUGAGCCCCCUGAUGUUUCGGAAGAUGAGUAUCCGGGCAGUUACGUCAAGCCGGCCUUUGCGGCCUUUGCAGGUGAAGCGAGUCGAUCUGCCGUCGAUUUCUUCGGCAGUUCGGAUAGAGAGCUUACCGCAUCGCCUCGACGAGAACCAGAAGAAGAGCAAGAGCAGCAAGAGUUCGAGUCAGAGGAGGAAGAUGAGGAAGAGUACGAAGAGGAGGGCUACUUCGGCUCUUUACUGACAGGUGCUGGCAUAACGGAACGACAGCCGAAAGCCAAAGCUCCCAUUGACCCUUCUGCUCGCUUCAUGGCGGGAGCUUGCAUGACUCGCAAUCCCCCAUUGGAAAUCCCGAAAAUCGAGGACUUGCACACUCAGGGCCUUAAGGCAGUCGACCACAUUUGCGAGGUCUUGCUGCAGAAACGUCAGGAUGGACAGCUCGGCGACCCUGACACGGCGAAGCUCGCUUUGGACUACGUCGUUGCGGUGGCGCUCCUUUCCGAAAAGGUGGUUGCGACAGGCGAUGCCUGGAAACAUGUUGGCAUCAUAACCGACAUUCUUCACUUUUUCCCACUUUGUGCCCACAUUCACCUGUGGUCCUUGGAGGCCUUAAUGUCCAUGCUCCGGCAUGAAGACAAUUUCAAAGCUGACAGUCUGGCUAGACCUGUUUUUGAUUCCGUAACGGAUCUCAUGAAAAUCCAUCUGGAAGAUCGGGCGCUGCGGACAGCCACACCAGAGCUGCCCACCCGACUGCUCGCAAGCAUUGCUCUGGCCAUAACACCGGACAACGUCAGGCGUCUCACGAACACACACGUCGACUUCGCCUUGACCCUCAUGAAAGAACCUGAUGUUUAUCCUCUCACCACGGAGCAUGGCCUGCAGAUCAUUGUGUUGGCGGCCUCGACUCAGAAUCUGCGAGCACAGACCGAAGCAGCUAAGUUUGCGCUUCGGUGCUUUAAGGCUGAGCCUCGACUCGUGCCCAGAGCUCUUCUGGCCCUGAGCACCACAUAUAACGCCGCAGCCAAGGGAGGCUUAGGUGGCACGAUUCUGGUGAAGGAACCUUCUCCAACCGAUGCUAUUGAGCCAGAGUCGGAGCAGGAAGGCAUGGUGCCAAUUGCUUUCCGGGAUAUUACUACGACCAUGGAUGUUUACGCCAAGGAUCGUAAAAUCCAGGGAGCCGGGGCACGGGCAUUGGAGAGUGCCAUGGAGGUCACGAGCGUGAGCUUGAAGGCCUUGGUACGAGAUGGUUUGCUUCGGUCCGUCAGCUUGGCCCAUCAGCGAUUUCCGGAAAGCCGUUCCGUUGCCCUCGCACUUUGCCGUGUCAUAGGCAGGACAAUGCUUCGGGAGCCCGACUUGGUUUCUCCCGAAGUCGGUAUCGCGGCCCUCUCCGCAGGAGCAUCUCUGCCACGCGAUGCUGAGGUGGUCGUGGCAUCUUUGGAAGCUGUUUAUGUGCUUGCUCCGAAGCUCAGGGGCUUGUGGAGUGGCGUCAGUACCGCGGCAGAUCGACUGGCCCUGGUCGCCGGCGAUUUGGUUCGACUUGGCGAGGUGCGCCACAAGGAUUCCCACUCAGUUGGAAUGCUUCUGGUCAUAAUCACAUGCGUGUGCAGCGAUGGCCACGGGCAGAACCCCGGUGGAAUCAGUGGCGAGCGAUGGCGUCUGGCAUUUGGGAGAGCAGCGGGUGUUGCGGUGCCCCUGCGCGCACUUUUUGAACACUCCAAGAACUUGGACAUGGUCACAGCUGCCGGCAUUGCACUUCGCUGCCUGACUUACGGCACGCCUGCUUCCUGUGCACAUGCUGCUAGAGCACGUGCAGGCCCGGUCUUGCUCAGCAGCCUCAUAGCAUACGCCAGCAAGCCGGCAACCACAAGGGAGCUGCUCGCAGCCUUGGCCAACUGUGCGAGUGAGGAUUCACUCCGAGAGGAUUUUAAAAAAGGCCUACCCCAAACAGCCGAAGUCAUUUACAAUGCCAUGGAGCAGUCUGCAGACAGAGAACCCGAUGUUCUGGCGCAAGGUUGCAGGGCUUUUGGGGCAUUGUAUGCCUCUCGCCAGCAAGACGUCAACCUAGGCCUCAAACCUGGUGAGAAGCCGAAGCAGACAUCGGUAGUUCAAUGGGCCAAACUGAACAGCGCCAUCAUGAAAACCGUGAUUGGCAUCACUGUGCAGAACGGGGGUGCAGUUGAAGGCAGCGCGUUGGAAGUUCUCAGCGGCUCGGAGUCUCGUGAACAGAAGCUCGAAUCUACUCGCCGUCAACUUGGGGAGCUUUGCAUGCAUUUAGCAAAUGGCUCCUUAGCUGCAGGGCCCCAGUUUGGCCGGCUUCUAAGCAAGGGCGGAGAGCCCACGGCGGAGUGCACUCCACGCUGGAGCUCCGUCCGUCUGCGCCUACAGGAGAGAGCAGAGCGCCGUAAGGGAGCCACCAGGGAAGAGCCUGCAGAUCAACCUAUGCCACCAGCCAGCGAUGUCGACCUCGACGAUUAG
Symbiodinium sp. CCMP2592 is the source of this 4023-nucleotide messenger RNA. Lineage: Eukaryota; Dinophyceae; Suessiales; Symbiodiniaceae. The record is from the annotation of a GenBank genome assembly.